AUGAGCGCCAGAACACGGAGACAAAAAGCCGCCUUGGCCGCGCAGUCCGACGAGAACGAGACACCCGUCAGCAAUGGCACGGCACAGAAAUCACCGAAGAGAAGCAAGUCGGCUUCCGCUGAGAAGGAAGUCAAGGAGAAUGUAUACCUGUUCGCUCCGAACCUGAUCGGAUACCUGCGGGUUGUUUUGACCAUCGCCUCCCUUUACUAUAUGCCCUUCCACCCUCGAACUUGCUCUCUCCUAUAUAGCGUAUCGUGCUUGCUGGACGCUUUGGAUGGAUAUGCGGCGCGGUACUUCAACCAGUCUACCACCUUCGGUGCCGUGCUCGACAUGGUGACGGAUCGCUGCACCACCGCGUGUCUUUUGGUUUUCUUGAGCUCCGCCUGGCCCCGGUGGGCCAUCAUCUUCCAGAGUUUGAUUGCGCUGGAUAUGGCGAGUCAUUAUAUGCACAUGUACGCCACCCUCAGCAUGGGUGGCUCGAGCCAGAGUCACAAGAAGGUUGAGGCCAGCCGGAGCUGGAUCUUGUACUGGUACUACAACAGCAAGACCGUUCUGUUCAUCUGCUGCGCCCUCAACGAAGUUUUCUUCAUCGGUCUCUACCUCCUCUCGUUCUCUUCCCCGACGCUCUCUCCUUCCCUCCUUAAGCCCCUCACCGAAAGCACUGCUCAGACCGCCCCGACCAAUCUAUAUGAGAGCCCAUGGAGUGCGGGAGCGCUGGAAUUGGCGCGGGCCAACAAGAUUGACAGCUUCUGGCCCUGGCUCAUCACCGGAAUCUCGGCACCCGUCAUGGCGCUCAAGCAGAUCAUCAACGUGGUGCAAAUGGUCAAGGCCAGCAACUGGCUGGUCGAGGGUGACAUGGCCAAGCGCAAGGAACAACUCCGUGGAAAGAAGCACUAA
Molecule: messenger RNA, 897 nt
Organism: Aspergillus melleus
Lineage: Eukaryota; Fungi; Ascomycota; Eurotiomycetes; Eurotiales; Aspergillaceae
Gene: PIS1
Product: CDP-diacylglycerol--inositol 3-phosphatidyltransferase
Exons: 3
Coding region: 1-897 (298 amino acids)
Biological process (GO): phosphatidylinositol biosynthetic process
Cellular component (GO): Golgi apparatus; membrane
Molecular function (GO): CDP-diacylglycerol-inositol 3-phosphatidyltransferase activity
Source: RefSeq, a predicted model, not a curated record